AUGAAGUUCUUCGCUGGUCUCACCAUCCUGGCCUCCCUUGUGAGCGCUUCUCCCAUCGAGCUCGUGAAGAGGGACACUCCGCUCCAAGCCAAUGUGACCAAGAACGGCAACACGGCUGUCAAGAUCGCCUUGAAAAACGUUGGCAAAGUUGACCUCAAGCUCUUCACUCCCGGCACCAUCUUGGACACGGCUGCCGUUGAAAAGGUUGCCGUCUUCAAUGGAGACAACCGCCUCCCCUUUGAUGGCGUCCGCUUGCGCAUGGCCCCACAGAAUCUCCUCACCGACGCCUCCUUCAGGACAAUCAAAGCUGGCGAGACUAUUGAAUCUGCAGUCGACUUUGCAGAAUUGCAUGACUUGGGCAAGGCCGACACCUUCAAAGUCAUGGUCAACGGCGGUAUCCCUUACGCACAGGCCGGCUCGACAACCAUCGCCGGCGUCCUGAACAUCGACAGCAACACGCUCAACAUCAACAACGUCAACGUUACCAAGGCGGCCCUCACACGCACGUCAUACAAGCAGAUGAUCAAGCGAACCAUUGUACAGUCCGAUUGCAAGGGCGUUCAGAACAACACUGUGACCGCGGCUCUCAUCAGCUGCCAGAAGCUCGCCCGCGCCGCUGCCGACUACGUCACCAAGGACGAUAAGCGCUUGACCGAGUACUUCAAGUCGACUACCGCUGCCAGCAAGAAGACCGUCGUCGACACCUUUAACAAGGUCGCUUCCGAGUGCGGCAGCCGGAACAAGGGCGUCUCCAAGCAAUACUGCAGCGACGUCUACAAGUCCUGCUCUCCCGGCGUCCUGGCCUACACCGUCCCGGCAUACAAGUACAUGGUCAACUGCCCUUUGUACUUCACUGCGCUUCCUUUGCUUACCACCGGUUGCCACAACCAAGACCAGUCGACGACAACUCUGCACGAGAUGACGCACUUGCUCGAGGUCAAGGGAACACUCGACUUUGGCAUUUACGGCUACACUGCAUUGAAGACUCUUACGAGCGCUCAAAACCUCAACCAUGCGGAUACCUAUGCGGUCUACGCGAAUGCUGUCAACAUGGGCAAGACUUGCUAG
Colletotrichum orchidophilum is the source of this 1068-nucleotide messenger RNA. Its product is annotated as deuterolysin metalloprotease. Bases 1 to 1068 code for a protein of 355 amino acids. The record is from RefSeq and is a predicted model, not a curated record. Gene Ontology annotation, molecular function: metalloendopeptidase activity. The transcript has 4 exons. Gene Ontology annotation, biological process: proteolysis. NCBI's taxonomy places the organism in Eukaryota, Fungi, Ascomycota, Sordariomycetes, Glomerellales, Glomerellaceae.